This is a messenger RNA of Panicum virgatum (switchgrass), 549 nucleotides long. RefSeq lists its product as uncharacterized. The transcript has a single exon. The record is from RefSeq and is a predicted model, not a curated record. Lineage: Eukaryota; Viridiplantae; Streptophyta; Magnoliopsida; Poales; Poaceae. Bases 1 to 549 code for a protein of 182 amino acids.
AUGGCGGUCUCUUCCUCAUCCGGCUCCAACUUCAUCGACUAUCCUUCUUCCCCUUCUUCUUCAAGCUCCUCCGUCUCCUCCCUCGACUCUAUUUCUGAGAGCCGGGAACCGAUGCUGGAGUACGACCCGACGGCAGCGUACGAGGCGCUCGCUCCCCUGCACUGGGAUGCAGAGGAGUUCGACUUCGGGAUCAUCUCCAAAGACGACGAGCCCAAAACCGAUGGCGAAGACCUCCGACUCCUGUUCCAGGAGGAACCGGAGAGCGGCAGUGACGAGGGCUUUUCCUGGGACGGAGCUGAUUCCUCCUCGGAAGAGGAGAUCGGCUCAUCCUCUAGUGGAGACGACCCGACGGAUGGGAACAACUUCCUGUUCCUUGGGUCCUCCGAAGAGGACAGUGAAGAAGAACGCAGCGGCGGCGGCGGUUGGAGCAGCGACGCCGAGACUGGUGGCGGCAGCAGUGCCGCCGCCGCCGCCGCCGACAGCGACGGCGACGACAAUAGCAACGGCGGAGAUGCACCGGCGCGAAGCCCAAAGUGCCGUAGGUACUAG